ACCCACUGCACUAGCCACUGCACCAGCCACCACAACUUUCCACCUCGACAUUUUUCCGGCCAAUUUUGUCAAACCCGACCCGUCGAUUGAAGGGCCACGACAACCAGCCAACAGAAAGGUCUUUCCACAAGGACACUUUUGCUGAUCUCCUCAAUGAUCUGGAUUGGUGAUACUGACUGAGUGGAAACACAACCUCCAAAGUCAAGAUGCCUUCAGAAGCAGGUCACAGACUCUACGUCAAGGGUCGUCACCUGAGUUAUCAGCGUAGUCGCCACGCCGUCCGCCCCAAGACCAGCUUGAUCAAGAUCGAGGGUGUCGACGACACCGAUGCGGCAAACUUCUACUUGGGCAAGAAGGUCGCCUAUGUCUACCGGGGCCUGAAGGAGAAGCGAGGAACCAAGAUCAGGGUGAUCUGGGGCAAGGUCACACGGCCACAUGGCAAUUCUGGAGUUGUCCGCGCAAAGUUCACCCACCCCCUUCCUUCGAAAUCUUUCGGCGCGUCUGUUCGUAUCAUGCUUUACCCAUCCUCCAUAUAAAGAAAGGGUCAGGCCGGAGUUGGUUGGUCAAGGGGGUUCAUGAUUGGCUGCAUUGGGGUUAAGGCAAGGAACAAGAUCAUUCGGGCCUUGCUACUACGCAUAGGUAGCAUUCAAUCAAAGGCAAAUAUCCAGUUGGACUGUGCGAUUACAGGAUUGACGUGUUUUGGUCGCGAUACCGAGGCCACCUACCCUCCUCCGGCUGGUUGCUUGUUCGGGGGAGGGAGGAGUGACAUUCCUGAUCUAAGAUUUUCUGGCAACAUGACUACGUACAUAUAGGUGUUGUAUGUACAUAUAAAUGGCAAGCUGCCUAAGGUUCGCUGGAAGAACACUGGCACUGGCCUGGUACUCUCGGUAGCUACUUGAUGGGAAAGCUAAUUCGUAAAUACCGAGGACACAGAUAACAUGGGA
Messenger RNA from Phialemonium atrogriseum, 944 nucleotides. Its product is annotated as ribosomal protein L35A. Gene Ontology annotation, biological process: ribosomal large subunit biogenesis; cytoplasmic translation. The transcript is spliced from 5 exons. Gene Ontology annotation, molecular function: structural constituent of ribosome. Gene Ontology annotation, cellular component: cytosolic large ribosomal subunit; ribosome. Bases 207 to 536 code for a protein of 109 amino acids. NCBI's taxonomy places the organism in Eukaryota, Fungi, Ascomycota, Sordariomycetes, Cephalothecales, Cephalothecaceae. The record is from RefSeq and is a predicted model, not a curated record.